Vollenhovia emeryi is the source of this 1718-nucleotide messenger RNA. RefSeq names its product dihydropteridine reductase (gene Dhpr). The coding region runs from base 717 to 1367 and encodes 216 amino acids. The record is from RefSeq and is a predicted model, not a curated record. Gene Ontology annotation, molecular function: NADH binding; NADPH binding; 6,7-dihydropteridine reductase activity. NCBI's taxonomy places the organism in Eukaryota, Metazoa, Arthropoda, Insecta, Hymenoptera, Formicidae. The transcript is spliced from 5 exons. Gene Ontology annotation, cellular component: cytoplasm. Gene Ontology annotation, biological process: L-phenylalanine catabolic process; tetrahydrobiopterin biosynthetic process.
AGUAUUAAAAUAAAUUUUUUUAAUAUUCCAAACAUGUUUUCGCGUUAUCAAACGAUAUCUAACUCACAUUUACGUUGUAUACGAUUGGAUACGGACGAGAUUCACAUCUGAAUUAGAUACACUCAGAUAUGAUUAGAUAUAUACAUUUUUCCCGGGUACGUACAUCGAGAAAAUGUUUAUAAAAUGCGGAGGAAUGCGAAUACUCAAGUCUGGGUUUUAUCGUCCGAUUUAUCGAUGACUUUUGCCCGAUCGUCCGACAAAUCGUACACCGUAUUUUCGUCCGUUUCAUUUUUUUUCCGCCGCGAUAAAAUGGAGUCAAUUUUCCGUGGCACGAAUUCUACAUGGUAUUUAUGCUUAAAUCGGCGCAUGGGAGUGUCGUAUGAUUCGAUCGAGGUGGCAAUCGAUUAUUUCCUCUUUAACUUUCGCGGUACCGCUGGGCUACGUCGGUCUUAAACGUUACGCGAGGUAAUUCCAGAUUAUAACACGUAGCCCUUGGCCAAUUUAAUUAUUUAUUGAAUUUUUAUAUGUCACGAUUGCAUAAGUAAACAUUACACGCGAAUACCUUAAUGUAACAAUAAGUAAAAACGUUUCAAUCUGCGAUAUUAUGUAAUUCGAAGAUUUUGCAAUUUAAUCGAAAUCGAUAUUGCUAAGAUUUCCCUUAGAUGUAUGUGUAGAUGUAUAUAGAUGUUAUCUGAAGGAUAUCUUGCAUAAAAAGUAUGUGUACCAAGGUUACUGGUAGUCAGUGGGUUGGCUCGAUUGAUAUGAAGCCAAACGAUCAGGCAGAUGCAAAUGUGAUUGUAAAUCCUAACGCCAAUUGGCAGCAGCAGCAAACGGAGAUCUUGACCCAAAUAAAAGAUACACUGAAAGACGAAAAAGUCGACGGCAUUAUCUGCGUGGCUGGAGGAUGGGCCGGUGGUAAUGCGGCGAACAAAGAUCUCGUGAAAAACAGCGACUUAAUGUGGAAACAGAGCGUAUGGAGCUCCGUUAUAGCUGCCAGUAUCGCGGUUGAAUACCUGAAGGAAGGAGGAUUUCUUUCUUUAACUGGUGCUAAGCCGGCCCUAGAAGGAACACCAGGUAUGAUUGGCUACGGUAUGGCAAAGGCGGCUGUUCAUCAAUUGACAAAAUCUUUGGCGGCUGAAGGUAGCGGUCUUCCUUCCAAAAGUUUGGUUGCUUGCAUCCUACCAGUUACCUUGGACACGCCAAUGAACAGGAAAUGGAUGCCUAAAGCUGAUACAGGCACUUGGACUCCACUCGAAUUUGUGUCAAACUUGUUCUGGAAGUGGUCUCAAAAUCAAGAUCGGCCUGCUAACGGUUCUCUCCUGAAACUCAUUACUAAUGACAAUAAGACGGAACUGAUCACGGCUUAAAGAUGUCGAAGGAAUAAAAUUCAUGGGAACAAAACGAUAGUAUAGCUUGUUUAUUGUCACAGAAAGUGUAGAAAUAUGUUUAUGAGAUGACAAAUCCUCCAAAUAUUAUUUUUAUAUCAAGAAUCUAUAGUUUAUGUUUUUAAACAUUCCAACACUACUACAUUUGUACGUUGUUGUAUAUGUAAGCCGUUUAAUUAUUUGUAAAAAGAUAAUUUUUGUGAACGUUAUACAACGAUAAUUUUUGUAUCAUAUGUAUAUUGACAUUUGUUGUAAAUGUAGAACAUAUAUACACAUACUAUUGAAUGUUGCAAAGACAAAACCAAAAAAAAAGAUAAUGCAUCACAAACUGUC